AUGCGCAGCCUUCACUGCCUGUUUCUGGCGUUGGCCGGCUUGUCAAGCCUCGCCAUCGGCGAGAAGGUGUCCUUGAGCAAUGGCCAUGUUUCAGAUGUCGCAGACAACGAACAUACGGCAAGGCUGGGCAUGGCUGCAUACUAUCCACUACCCGAGACGCAGUGCGCUAAAUGGGUGGGUAUCGAGGUGAUCUUCAUAGUUGAUAUUGUCGAAGUCUGCCCUAAGGGCUCGGCGGUAACCGAGACGCUUACCGAGUGCGUGGCGACGCUCACACGCUCCAUCUGCGCGACGCCGACGACAAACCGCCCCUGCUAUCCCUGCAUCAUGGGCACGCCACCGUCGACGGGCGACACGGUCACAGUCACAGUGACAUCCUGCUCAACCGCCACCGACCACACCAUCACCGUCACGGCCCAGCUCUGCAGCACCUGCUCCACCACGAUCUACGUCGGCACCGUGCCGGGCUACACGCCCGGCGGGCCCUGCAACGGCUGCAGCCCGUACAGCUCCGGCACGGCGGCGGCGGCGUCGUCUAGCACCACGGCGCCCUGCUCCGAGUCGGGCUCGGGCGGUGUGAGGACUGGCACCCUGACGACGCCGACGGCGGUCCCCACGUCGGAAUGUACCGAAUCGGGCGCAGGCAGCGGUGCUGGGACGAGCACCGCGUCGCCGCCGGGGAGCCCGGACCAGCCGCUGAGUUUGACGAGCGUGGUCUCGCCGGGAUCGACGGUGGGCACGAAUACGCCUUUUAAGUCGACUACGGUGCCGACUGUUACUGCGGGCGGAGUGAGAGGUGUCAUGGUGAGCUGGUGGAGUUGGGUGAUUGCAUCAGGGGUCGCGUGCGUGGUGCUGGGGAGGUAA
Molecule: messenger RNA, 861 nt
Organism: Thermothielavioides terrestris NRRL 8126
Lineage: Eukaryota; Fungi; Ascomycota; Sordariomycetes; Sordariales; Chaetomiaceae
Exons: 4
Coding region: 1-861 (286 amino acids)
Source: RefSeq, a predicted model, not a curated record